AUGGCAGCCAAAGGAACAUCUGAUAAUACACCUGGAAAACGACGCAAAUUAGCGCUUAUAAUCGGUAUUGGUGAUUAUAAACAUGUCAACGAGUUAAAAAAUCCAGCAAACGAUGCGAAACAAUUGUCAUCUCUGUUGAAGCGUAUUGGUUUCAAUACCGAUCAACUACAAUGGGAUAAUCCACAAUUGGAUAAAACUUGUAAACAAAUGAAACAUGUUCUUAUCGAAUUUGAAGACUCAAUAAAACCCAACGACAUAGUCCUAUUUUAUUUUGCUGGACAUGGGGUACAAUGGGAAGACCAAAAUUAUUUGCUGCCAGCAGACGUUCCUGAUAUAAAUACAAUAAAUUCAGAAAAGGAGAAAGCUGAUACUUUAAAAACGCAUGCCAUCAAUGCACAAGAUGUUCUUAACACAUUAAGUGAUCGAAAGCCAUACGUAACGAUUUUUCUUUUAGAUUGUUGUAGACAGUAUUUUUUAAGGAAUGCACAGUCGAAUACACGCGCCUUGAACAAAAGCGAUCCUAAAUCCAUAGGUUUAACAGAAAUGCAUAAAGCAGGUGCGUUAAUUGCGUUCGCUUGUGCACCUGGUACAUUAAUAGAUGAUAGAUCGGCCGAGAACAAUAGCUUAUUUAUGGAGCAUCUUCUGAAACACAUUGCAACUCCAAACGAAGAUAUUAUAAAUGUAUUACGUGACGUGACUGAUGGAGUCAUGAGAGACUCAGGUGAAAGACAGAUUCCAUUUAUGAGCGUUCAAUUAAGACAUAAAAAUAUCUAUUUAUGUGAACAAUCGACAGUACCACUCCGUGCGAGUUCUACUGAUAUUCCUCGGAAUGCAAAAUGGAAACAGAAUGGUAUUACUAUGGCUGGAGGAAAUGGAGCAGGUGAUAAAAUCAAUCAACUCUAUUUCCCAUGGGGCUUAUACGUCGACGAUGAUCAAACAAUAUAUGUCUCUAAUGCUUCAAACAAUCGUAUUAUGAAAUGGAAAUUUGGUGCAACGAAUGGAAAAGUGAUUGCCGGUGGAAAUGGCGAAGGAAAUAGAGCUCAUCAGUUGAACAGUCCAUCAGAUGUUAUUAUUGACAAAAAGACAGAUAAUCUCAUCAUCAGUGAUACCGAGAAUAAAAGAGUAGUUCUAUGGCCUCGUCAAAAUGGCACUAGUGGAAAAACAAUUGUUUCGAAUAUCUCAUGCAUCGGUUUGACAAUGGACAAUGAUGGAUUUCUUUAUGUUGCUCAUCGUGAUGAACAUGAAGUGGCACGAUAUGAAAUUGAUGAUCCAGAUGGACAAGUGGUUGCAGGUGGCAAUGGAGAAGGAAAUCGUUUAGAUCAACUCUCUGGUCCUACCUACAUAUUUUUCGAUCGAGAUCAUUCAUUAUACGUGUCCGAUUAUCAUAAUCAUCGUGUAAUGAAAUGGGUAAAAGGUGCAAAACAAGGUGUUGUCGUAGCUGGUGGUCAAGGACAAGGCAAGAGUCUUACACAAUUAUCAUAUCCUGAAGGAAUCGUUGUCGACCAAUCGGGUACUGUGUAUGUGGCUGAUUCUUGGAAUCAUCGAAUCAUGCGUUGGUUAAAAGGUGCCACAAAGGGAAGUGUCAUUGUUGGAGUAAAUGGUCCAGGAGCACAGUCAGAUCAACUAAAUUGUCCUAUGGGUUUAUCAUUCGAUCGACACGGAACAACACCACGUACUGGAAUGCCAUUGACCACAAAAACAACCAGAUUACCAUUAGCUAUAAAACCAUCGAAUAGUACCAUGUCAUCGUCUUCAUCGUCUACAAAUCAGACAUUGUCACCGACGACAGCUAAUGCUGCUACUAAUUCACCAUUAUCCUCAAUCAGUCAAUCACCAUCAUCAUUACCUUUGUCAAAAGAUACGAAAUUGUCUUCAAUUAUGACAACACGACAUAAAACAAGUACAAUGAAAAAAACAAAAUCUAUAUCAAAAGCAGAAAUUAUUAAAUCCGAACUUGAUGAAGAAAAUAUUGAUAAUGAAAGUGGUACAGAAGCACAAUAUGAUCUUGCAACAAGUAUCGAAGAAAGUGGAGGUGUUGAUCAGUUUUUAGAAACUCCAUGUAUGAUUUUAUAUAAACGAAAUUUAACAAAUCAAGUUGAUCUUGAAAAUUAUAUUUUAAAACAUCUUUCAUCAUACAAUACAAACAAAUGUUUAUUUGCUGGUGUCAAAGGUACAGAUGAACUUAAACAAAAAAUAAAUGAAUUUUAUCGUCAACAUCGAAAAAAAUCGAUGGAAUCAACAAUUUUAUUCAAAGGAAAUUCAUCAAGAACGACAAUUACACAGCAAAUCUUACUUAAGAAGGGAAAACUUUAUUUAUAUGUUGAUGGAGUAAUGAAAAAUAAAACAUCGAGAAAUAAAAGAAAAAGAGUUUCCGUUGAUUUAGGUUCAGUACGUGAUGUUGAAAAAGUUCAUGGAAAUAAAUGUAGUGGUGAUGAUAGAAAAUCUGAAACUGAUUUUUCGACUAAAAACUUGAAAUAUGUAAAGUCUCGAAGCAAUAAUGAUAAUGAAGAAGAAAAAUCAGAUGUUGAACAUACUGAUGAUGAUGCAAGUGGAACAGUGAAUGAUGCAACAGCAAGUGAUUUAGAAGAAGGAAAUGAAAAAGAAGAAGAACAAAAUAUGAUUGAAGUUGAAAUUGCAGCUGAAGAAACAUCCCAAACAAAUGUUUUAGUUGGUGGUACAAAACGUAAACAUAUAAACUGGCGAGGUGGUUCUAAGAAUUGCGGACUUUACUUAUUGUUACACAAAAAUGAAGAAGUUAAAGAAUGUGUGAAUAACGUUUUGAGUUAUGGACGUGAACAUGGUGUUUUAUUAACCGGCGUGCAAUUAAAAGUGUUAUUGGACAUACAAAAUGUCGAAAUUACUAAAGAUAGAGCCAAUGCUAUUGUUCAACUUAUUGCAAGCAAUGUAGAAGUUGUUAGUAAUCCACAUUUCGUAGCACCCACAGCACAAAAGUCGCUUUUCGAAUAUUAUGGUGAAAAUUUCGAAUUAGGUGCAGUGUUUCCUGCUAAAUCGAUACCAAUUCCACGAGCAAUAAUGAUCAAAUGUCGAGAGGACGAGAAGAAAAGGAAAAAAGCUGGUGGUGGUAACAAACGUAAAAAAGAAGAAAAACAACCUAUGGAAAUGAUGAAGGAAAAACAUUCAACAACCUACAAUAGUGAAGAUAAUGAAGUGAUGGAAAUUGAUGAUGAAAAAUUAAAUGAAAAUAAGAUCAACUCACUUGAUAAUAAACAAGAUAAUAAAAAAGAAAAUAAAAAUUAUUGGAAGGAAACUGUCAUUAAUAAUGAUUGUCUAGAUGGCAGUGAUAAUACUGAUAUUAAUUCAACAUCAAUUGAAUCAAAAAUAAAAAAUGUUGUUGAACGAUGUCCUUCUCCAGAUCCUGGGGAAACAUUUUCUUCAAUUACAGUUAAUACAAACACUCAAUUAUCACCUUCAAAGUGUACAAUAUCUACAAAUAAUCCAGCAUCAUCAUCUGAUACUCUACAUUCAGCUUCACCUCAACAUUCAAAGACAGUUGAUAGUACCAUCAACACAUCACCACUUCCACAACAACAAAGUCCACCAUCACAACCAAAACAAAAGAAUGUUUCUCCUAAAAACGUUAGCACUGCUCACGAAACACCAAAAUGUUUCAAACGACGAUCAUUCGGCUUACGUUCAAAGAUAAAAAAGAAACAAUAUCAAUUACCAAUCGUCAAACCAAGUAAACGUAAGCAAAAUGAUGAAGAUACAAAUACAGCACCACUUGCUAAUCCAUCAAAAAAAAAAAAAUUAUAUUCAUCACCAUUUCUUUUUAUGAUGUACAACAUUAAUAACAUCAUUCAAUCUGCUACAUCCGUUCCUCUGCUGCCUUCAAAUACAUCGUCGUCAUCAACAACACCAUUAUGUCAUUCUCAUUCUAUUGUUCAAAAUCCAACAUUAUUAGCAUUUCAUACACCAUCUUCUUCAUCACCAUUGUACAAUCCUUCACCACCAUCUCAACAACAGUAUUAUCAAUCAUAUUCAUAUCCACCUCAAUCACAACUAUUAUCACAACGUGAUUGGGAAAUGAUAUUAUCAUUAAGAAUGAUGAAUAAUCUAAAUAUGUUACCACCAUUUCAGCCACCAUCUUCUGCAAUUUAUCGACAAGCAGAUGAUACAGUAUCGUAUCAACCCUCAUCAUCUGAUCAAACUGGUCACCAGAUACAACAAUCGACAUAUUAUGCAACAAAUGUUCCAUCAAUUCAUUCAUAUACAGCAUCAACAAUAACAACAACAUCAACAUCACAACAAUUGUUAUAUGCUCCAAAUACUGAAUGUUCCACUACACAAAUACAGCAACCAUUUACAACAGCUGCUACAUUACCAACAACAAUUUCAGUACAAACAGUACCAGGGCAAAUAUCUUUAUCUUCACAAAUACCAUCAGGUCACCCGAAACAUUCACCUAUGCUACAAUUACAAUCAGGGUCUUCGCCUCCCGCUUCACCACCAUCAAUAAUUAUUUCACCGGUACAACAACACCAACAGAAAUCUGCAAGUCGAAGUUUAUCAGCUUCUCCUGAACAACGUCAAUCAACUUCUCCUCGACAACAUCAACUAGUUCAUCCACAAACACCGACAAUCUUUCACUACCAACCAACGAUAACAGGACCAGCUGUUGAAUUACUUGAUCCAACAAAACCGUAUAAAAUUGGAGAUCCAAUUAAAGCUGGUGGGCGUACGUUACAAUCAGAUACAUCAUCAAUCAAAUAUUGGAUUGAAGAUGAUAUAACAGUUACAGAAACAGCAAGUGGAAAACAAAUACUGAAUAUGGCUGGAUAUUCCUAUUUCGUUAAAAACUAUGGAAAAAAUUUUACAACAUGGGAAUGCGAAUAUCGACGUAAUUACCAAUGUUCAUCAAUAAUUGUUCGAUCAUCAGAUCCAACUGUGAAAAAUUAUUUUCGGAUUUAUUCUAUUCAAGGCCAACAUAUCCAUGAACCAGCACCAAAAAAUGUUGAAAUUCGAAAAUUUAAACAACGUAUAAGAGACCGUUGUCGACAAGAAUUAUCUACUCCACGAACAAUUUAUGACAACGAAUUGAUGAAAGGAAAAUAUUCAUCUGAAAUGUUAAAAAUUUUGCCAACGUUUUACAAUAUGCAAGCACAAUUAUAUCGUAUUCGUCAAGAACAUUUACCACCAUCACCAACAGAUCCAAAUUUCAUCCUACAUCCAGCAUUUACAUCUACAGAUCAAGGAGCAAGAUUUUUAUUGUAUGAUUCAAAUUCUGUUCAAUCACCAUAUGAAUCAGCACCAGCUAAAGUCGGUCGUUUAAUAAUUUAUGCUAGCGAUUUACAAUUGGAUAUUUUAUCGAAAUCCAAACGUAUCGGUAGCGACGGAACGUUUGAAACAGCUGCAAAAAUGACUCGUCAAAAUUAUAUCAUAAUGGGUGAAUUUGAAGAACAACAUCCUGUACCAUUAGUCUUUUGUUUAUGCGAAUACCAGAAUUACGAAACUUAUGAAUUAAUCAUAAAAGUGUUGACAACAGCUAUUCGCAAUUUAAAAUUAGAUUUUAAACCAAUAUAUUGGAUGAGCGAUUACGAAGCUGGUUUAACAAAAGCGAUUAAAAAACAGCUACGAAAUACAAAGUUGUUGGGUUGUGCGUUCCACUAUAAUCAAGCAAUUUAUCGAAACAUUCAAAGUAAAGGUUUACAAGAGGCUUAUCAAAAUAUAGAAGUGGUUCGACAAAUUCUGCGUCAAAUUAUGGCGCUGGCAUUCAUUCCAAAUGAUCAAAUUAGAAUAGCAUACGAUGACGUGAUUGUACCACAACUAAAUAAUGUUCCAUCAAGACCAGGAUCUAUUCGUCGAAAAUUACGUGAAUUUUUGAAGUAUUACGAAUCAUACUGGUUGACAAAGAUUUAUAAAUUUUGUGUAUUUGAUCAACCAAUAAGAACAAAUAAUGGUCUUGAAGGAUACAAUAAUAAAAUGUCAGCUCAACUAUCAGCUCAUCCACAUCUUUAUCGUCUUAUUGUAUGGUUUGAAAAAGAAGAAUUACUUGUACAACAAUUAGUAAUGAAAGUGAUUUCAGAUGUACCAGUUCACAAACGAAAACGAGCACCAAAAACAGUUCUUAUUGAUGGUGCUCUGCAAUCUUUAUGGAAUAGUUAUAAUGCUGGAACACUUACUUUAGAAACAUUAUUAUUGGAAUCAUCGAAAUGGAUAGCAAGAAAAGCUUGA
Messenger RNA from Rotaria sp. Silwood1, 6192 nucleotides. Lineage: Eukaryota; Metazoa; Rotifera; Eurotatoria; Philodinida; Philodinidae. The record is from the annotation of a GenBank genome assembly.